AUGUCGCUCCACCCGCCGCGGAUCGUGCAGCUCUCCGCCGGCUCCCUGGCGGUGGUCUUCGGCCCCGACGACGACGAGGAGUCGGCGGCGGAGGAGAGCCGCCGGAGCUCCUGCGCCACGGGGCUGGAGGUGUUCGCCGACUUCAAGGCGCAGAAUCUCCGCAGUUUCUGGAAUAAUCGGCUGGUGAAGGCCAUGGGCGAGGUGCACUUCCAAGGCUGGAUGGACAACUUGGUGCUUUUCAUCCAGGGAAGCUCGGCUAGCUUGGAGGUGCUGAGGGAAGCGUGGAUGAGAAGAGCGCUCAAGUCAGCCACGGGCUUGGUCAUCAGAGCUGUGGGCGACUUGUCCCCGUUGCAGAUGUCCCCCGUCCCCCAGUCCCAAUUCAUUCCUUUGGCGGAGGUGUUGUGCUCAGUCAUCUCCGACAUGAACUCCUCCCAAAUCGUCGUCAGUCAGGAGACUCUGGUGAACCACAUGAGCAAAUCACAUCCGGGGAUAACCAUUCCAACUCAGGACAUCCUCUACAAUACUUUGGGCACUCUGAUCAAGGAGCGCAAAAUUUACCACACAGGGGAGGGCUACUUCAUCGUCACCCCUCAGACUUAUUUUAUCACCGGCAACGUGGCUCGAGAGAAGACAUGGUGGACUUCGGGCUCAGCGGAGGACCCUCCGUCACCGCCUCCCGUUACUUACCUUCUGAGCAACGACAUCUCGGUGGAGGCGCCCCCGCUGGCUCACUGCAAGUCUUGCAGCUGCUUCAGCUCGCUCCCGACGUCCACCAACGUCCGCCUCGCUGCUACCACGCCGCUCGCCCUUCCUCCACCCGCCACGCCCGAUCAACAUUCCGUCUCCGUUUCCGUCAGCGAAUGCACGGCCAAGAGCUCGAAAUGGCCUCGGCCGUCGGAUCACAAAGCUUCGGUGCAGCAUCAGUCCACCUCCACAGCGGCGGACUGCCACGCCAGCGAGAUCAGCAAACCCUCGGGAGCCAUCAACCGCAAAGAAAAAGACGGCAAGCCGGGCAGGAAGUUUGGCCUCAGUUUGUUCCGGAGGAACGGCGGUAAAAAGGAGAAGUCAAAGAAGGAGUAUGCGUCAUUCGCCGGGCAGUUCCCACCCGAGGAGUGGCCGGUGAGAGACGAAGAUGACCUCAAUAACUUACCUCGCGACCUGGAGCACGCCAUCAUCAAGCGUAUCAACCCCGAGUUGACGGUGGACAACCUGACGCGUCACACGGUUCUGAUGAAGAAGCUGGAAGAAAGGCGGGAGAAGGCCCUGAGCAAAGGAGUCGACAAGGGAAUGUCAACGGAGGUCCUAACAAGUUCUAAAGCGAGGCACCACCACUCCUCCAGGUCAGUCAAAAGGUCUGCUCCGAAAAGCUCUCGGAGCAAACGACGCUUGCACUCCUCCAAAGAAAAACAACGGGAAAGGAUCAAGAAGAUCUAUCAAGACGGAGAAGAUCUGAUCCCCACCAGGUUGCGAGUGGAAAUCCCAAUCGAUCAACCUUGUAAAGCCGAAGAGGCUCUCUCGCUUUACAAGAAACGCAUUGAAAACCCUUUUCAGGCUCCAGAAGCUGGAAUUCUUCCCGCCGCUCGGGAGCAUCGAAAACCAAAAGAAGGCAGGCCGGCAGGGAAGAAGGAACGAACGACCCUUCGCUCCAAAUCUUGGGACGCGCAUCGGACCGAGAUGAGCGUAGCGGACGACCGAGACAUCGCCAAAUCUCGCACAUCUGAAGAAAACUACGGCCGGGAGAGGGAAGCCAGCUGCGAGCAUUUACCGCGGGUCGACACGAAGCUCAACCGAGAAUUCCCGCCGGACUACGGCUCGGCGUACCCGCAGAGCUGCACGCUGCGUAUGGACGACAAACUUCGACACCAGAGGGAAGGAAACGGCGCAGAAACCCCCAAAAGCCAGACUUUGCCCGACGCUCUUCCGAAAAUCCAACCGUAUGGCAAUUCUGACACCGUCCCAACAAGGACCUGGCCCAAGACGGCUUUACAACGGAAGCACUCGCUCAGAUCAACCAAACCGCAAAGAGACGACUCGCAGAAAGCCGACGAACUCGCAACACAUCAGCAGCAAAAAGACGGAAGAACCGCCGGCAGAGAGAAAGAAACACCGGAACCGGUCGUCCAUAACCUGCCCUCGGUAACCGACGCCGAAGAUGACCUCUACCAGAGAAUAGAACAUCACCGGGAUGACGAUACUUGCAGCUCCCUGUGCUUGAACGAGGAGGACCUUACCCCCAAUUACCUUCACCCCCACUUAGUCCACCAGCAAUCCGACACCGAAUCCAAGUAUCACUACUCCGACUUUACCCGUCAACGAGUCACCUCUAGCGACAGAAGGUCCAGCAGCCAGUGGGAAGCUUCUCUGAGCCCCAGCAGAUCUGUGGAACCCGCGUGGAGACGGCAGUAUCCUCAGCAGAGUCAAGCAGCUCCCCAAGAUGAACCAAGUUCCGGAAAAGAAGCUCAGGCGCUGGAAGAAUUACGCCACUCCGAUUGUCCUGAACCUCCCGAGGCCUUUGACAGUAGCAUCUUUGACUACUGCCCAACAAGUGAGGUCGAAUCGGACACGGAGACCGUCCGUAAGUCGACGGACGAGGGCGACGGCGAAUCGGCUCAUUGGGCAGCCGAGGUGAAGGAAGCUCAGGAGGAGGAUUUUCACGAGAGGGCGGUUCCCCUGAAUCCAGGAGCCGGUCUAAGCGGGCCCGGGGAAACGGGAGAGGCAGUGGAACUGGUUGAGAACCAGAGCAUCACAGGAGACAGCGGGAUAGAUUCUCCACGGACCCACGUUAGUCUGGCCUCCAGCAACACAGUCAUUCUGCAGGGUCUCAAGAGAAGGGGUUUUCUCCAGAACUUGGGCAAACUACACACCAAAAGCAGCGCCAUUCGACCACAGAACUCCCUGCUGCAGCUCACUCCUGUCAUGAACGUAUAAAGGGAACCUCAACAUCUUCGCAUGUGCUUUAAUCUCAAAUUCUAUGCAACUGUUUACAAACAGUUUGUACAGAUGUUCAAUGUAUAUUGUAAAUAUUUUUGUUCAAUAUGCUAUGCAAUAUAAGUUCCUGGUUGACAUUGUGUACCUCUGAAAUGUGUAUCAACAUUUAUGGGUUAAUCGAGAGUUUUACAUACAUUGUUUCUUGGGUUAAAAAGUCAAAACUUUCAUUAUUGUAGACUUGAGAGACUAAGAUUAUAAAAAGCUGUAUAUGUUAUAGCAUCCUGUGUUUUUAAUUUGUCCACUUUAUAAUUUGGAUUCGAGCUGAAAGAUUGGAGAAAUUAAAAGAGUAACAUACAAACCGUUGACUUAAUCUGAUUAUUUAAUUCAUAUCAUGAGCAAUUAUCGUAGGCACCAAGUGACGCAUUUUUAAAAAUUAAACAAGAGUAAUGGGUGAGAAUCAAACUUGGGUAAAAGCAGUGCUUCUCAAUUAUUUUCUGUUACGCCUCCCCCUAGCAAGAAGAAAACUAUUCGCGCCCCCCCUCCCCACCGUGACUAUCCUAACUUGUCUUGUAAGUUGUAAAAAUGAGAGCGCCACUGCCCCCUGCUGUAGUAAACGCGCAAUUACACUUUAUUCUAGUACUGCCAAAAAAAAAGCCUGUUCCCCAGGGUCACACGCGCCCCCCCAGGAAUAGCACCGCGCCCCCAAGGGGGCGCGCCCCACUAUUUGAGAAGCACUGGCCUAGGUGACUGAUUCACAAUUUGGUUUUGUCUGAUAUCAGAGAUUAAAUAAAGAAAACCAA
Molecule: messenger RNA, 3728 nt
Organism: Syngnathus typhle (broad-nosed pipefish)
Lineage: Eukaryota; Metazoa; Chordata; Actinopteri; Syngnathiformes; Syngnathidae
Gene: stox1
Product: storkhead box 1
Exons: 4
Coding region: 1-2928 (975 amino acids)
Biological process (GO): positive regulation of transcription by RNA polymerase II
Cellular component (GO): nucleus; cytoplasm
Molecular function (GO): DNA-binding transcription activator activity, RNA polymerase II-specific; RNA polymerase II transcription regulatory region sequence-specific DNA binding
Source: RefSeq, a predicted model, not a curated record